GCACUACCCUCACUGGCGACGGGAACGGUCGAAGACGUACUCGACGAGUCCUUCAGCUGUAAUGGCCAGCUGGAAAUGUGGACUCUGGACUUCUUGGACAAAACACAGAAUGACCGUGGUCAGGAGGGCCAGGCGGGACCGAAGGCGGUCGGUCAGCAGCACGGUACAUUCAACCAUUUAGCAUGGGGCUACACGGACGCAAGUCGACCGCGGGGCGUGCUCGUUGCGGGCGUGGAGAACGGCGAACUGGACAUUUGGGGCUCUGCAAAGAUCAUCGCAAAUGCUAAGUGA
Molecule: messenger RNA, 291 nt
Organism: Fomitopsis serialis
Lineage: Eukaryota; Fungi; Basidiomycota; Agaricomycetes; Polyporales; Fomitopsidaceae
Exons: 2
Biological process (GO): endoplasmic reticulum to Golgi vesicle-mediated transport; endoplasmic reticulum organization; COPII-coated vesicle cargo loading
Cellular component (GO): COPII vesicle coat; endoplasmic reticulum exit site
Molecular function (GO): protein binding; structural molecule activity
Source: RefSeq, a predicted model, not a curated record